Arabidopsis thaliana (thale cress) is the source of this 1134-nucleotide messenger RNA. Its product is annotated as Protein kinase superfamily protein. NCBI's taxonomy places the organism in Eukaryota, Viridiplantae, Streptophyta, Magnoliopsida, Brassicales, Brassicaceae. Gene Ontology annotation, cellular component: plasma membrane. Gene Ontology annotation, molecular function: ATP binding. The coding region runs from base 1 to 1134 and encodes 377 amino acids. The transcript has 5 exons. The record is from RefSeq and is marked reviewed.
AUGAGUAAUCGUUUCUUAUGCUGUUUAGGAGGCGGAGGCUCAAGUAAAGUAAUGCAAGAUCCAUCGGAACUACCGCAACAACAACAACCAUCGGAUUCGUCGGAUUCAUCGGAUACACCGGGACAACAAAGUGAAGGUGACGACGAAGCUGACGACGAAGAUCCGAGUUCUAUAGUUAAAUUUCGAUGGAAUGAUGUCGUAGAGGGAACCGAUAACUUCGCGAUAACACAUUUGAUCGGCCAAGGAACCUACGGCAAAGUCUAUCGCUGCAAGUUCCCAGAAGGUCACAAGGUUGGAGCUGCAAAGAUUCAUAGUAAUGGUAUCACAGAUGGUCUUAGUGAGACCGUAGCAGAGACUACAACGUUAUAUGCAGCUGAUCACCCAAAUGUGAUUAAACUUGUCGGCAAAUAUUAUGGGAUGGAAAAAAGUGUCCUAGUCUACGAAUUCAUGCCUAAUGGCUCUCUUGACCACCAUCUCUUUGCUCACGCGAGGCAGGUUCAGGGUCUUACUCUGCCAACUAGGGUUUUGGAUUGGAACACGAGGUUGAGAAUUGCUGUUGGUGUAGCCGAAGGUCUUGUUUAUGUACACCAGGGGCUUUAUGCGAUUCACAGAGAUAUCAAAGUCGAAAACAUUUUACUUGACAAGGAUUUUGUGCCGAAGCUGACUGAUUUUGGAUUUGCGACUAAGAUCGUUUACAAUAGUGAUGGUGUUGAGAGGCUGAGGGAGUUCAAUACGCGUGGAACUCAAGGAUACAUAGCACCGGAAGCAGAUGAGUUCGCGUUGGUUUCGACUAAGUCCGAUAUCUAUAGCUAUGGAGUUCUUCUGUUAGUGCUUUUAACUGGAAGGAAAGCCUAUGAUCUGGCGAGACCUGUUGCGAAAGAGAAACUCACUGAUUGGUUAAUGCCAGUAUGGACUAGAUUGGAGUAUGCGCCUAUGAUAGUUGAUGUUGCGCUCGGUAAUAAGUAUUCAAUUGAAGGUUUAAACAGACUACUUCAAACUGCGAGGAUGUGUAUAAACCCACAGGCACUUGAACGGCCUGCCAUGGAUUUUGUGGAAACGAUGGUUCGUGAAGCUGCAGCUUUCCCGGUCCCAAAGGAGCCCCUGGUGAAAGAGAGGAUUUCGACUUCGAAAUAA